This is a messenger RNA of Drosophila montana, 2099 nucleotides long. RefSeq names its product zinc finger MYND domain-containing protein 11. The transcript has 3 exons. Gene Ontology annotation, molecular function: transcription corepressor activity. Gene Ontology annotation, biological process: regulation of transcription elongation by RNA polymerase II; regulation of signal transduction. Lineage: Eukaryota; Metazoa; Arthropoda; Insecta; Diptera; Drosophilidae. The record is from RefSeq and is a predicted model, not a curated record. Bases 173 to 2086 code for a protein of 637 amino acids. Gene Ontology annotation, cellular component: nucleus.
UAAAGUAUAACAUCACAAUAACGAAUGUUGCCAGCAGUGUGGCCAUAUUGUGAGUGUUGCCAAAUCGCAACUAAUUUGCGACUAUCUGGCAACUCUGUUCGCAGUAUUUGGUAAAAACAAUUACUAGGCCAUAUUUCUUGCAAACAAUAACUUUAUUGACAAAGUCAAGAAGAUGGUUAGCAGCAUUCCACCCGGUGUUGUGCCAAAUUGGAUGCAUAAACUUAAAAAUGGUGCAUACAUGUCCAAUAAAAUUCUGGAACGUUGUUUGCUGUCGUUCAUGUCUGACGAUGAGGCAUCUCAAGCAGUCGAAGAUGCCAUCAGGAUGGGUAUUUUAGUGCCAAAGGCAAAAGCGGCGCGUGCCAAGGGCAAACGAAUCUCGCUCUGUUUCGCUCAGAAGAUAAGCGAGCUACAAAAAUCUCUAAAAACUGAUCCCUAUUGCUUCGAGUGUCACUUGCCGGGCACGGAGCCACUCAAAAAAUGUCUCUUCUGUGUGCGAAGCUUUCAUGCGACCUGCCAGCGUAAAAAUCCACAUCGUCCAAACUAUUCGGUGCCCUCGGACAAGGGUCAACCAUAUCGGUUUCCGCUAAACGAAUCGGAUAUGGAGGAGUCGUGCGAUGAGGAAGAUGAAGCCCAGCAGGGCACAGCCACGCCGGCAUUAACUAUACCAGUGGCACCGAAUGCUUCGUAUGAACUUGAUUACAACAGCAACAUCAGCAACAAAGAUCCGCUUAAACGUGAAGCGGACAGUUCUGAUGAUGUCUUCUUUGUUAGUGAGCAGCCAGCGCGUCAGCGCAAGCGUCGCAGCACACUUAUCAAAAGCGAGGAGGCGCCCGAGGCCAACAACGAACUAGAACUGUGUACACCCUGCCGCCUGCUUAAGCUUUCCGAUCUGUUAAAUCCACCACACGUAUCCAUCGAGGAACUGAACUGUCUGCUAGACUACUCGUGGCAAACGUACCACAGCUGGUUAAAAAAGGAUGUGCGCAAGUACAUGGCAAAGCAUUGGACCGAACGUGAUUCGGCACUUGUCAAGAGCGCUCUUUUUAAAAACGAUACACUUGGCAUCUCGGACAUUUCCCACAGCAUUGAGAUUAAGAAGUACAAGCACUUGUCCGAAUUUCUCAUCGACCUGCUCGACUUGCAGCACAACAUUGGCAUAUUUUUUGGCACCAAGUGCGAGGAAUACAAUGCCACCAAGUGGCUGCUGCGUGACAUCACGCACGAUAUUCGUGAAAUCCGUCGGUGCUCGGAUUGCUAUCGGCAUUCCAACGAGUCAAAUAGCUGCACAUUUUGGUUUGCCAAGCCCUGUACACAGCGCCACGAGCUGGUUUAUGCCAAACAAUAUGGCUCUCCUCACUGGCCGGCCAAGGUUAUACGCGUGAUGACCAGAAAAAGCAACAUAUAUGAUGUGCGCUUUUUCGGUGGAUCGCACUCUCGUGCACUCGUCUCGGCGCGUGAUAUUCUACCUAUAGAUACGGACAUUUCGCAACUUAGCACCAAGGGGAAAAAUUCGCGGACAUUCAACGCUGCACUACGUGAACUCAGGUGUCAUAUGAUGUUACUACAUCAACCUAUGUAUUUGUUUAACUUUUAUGCCGAUCCUCGUGAUGCUGAAGAUCUCAUUAACCGUGCACUACCCCAUUGCAUGGAGGCGGCUGAAGUAAACGCCUCCGUUAAACGACCACGUGCUGUCACGCCAGCAUCCGCUAAGAAGCGCAAAAUUGCGGCCACUGCAACGGCAGCAACUCCAAAGCGCUUGCAACCGUCACGUCGUUGCUCCAUGACUUCUAGACCGGAACUACUGCAACAAAUCACAGCGCACAUGGACACGGCAGGACCUUUUGCCGGUUAUCGUGAAUUGGUGCAAGAAGUUUUGUUCUUGAAUGAAGAACUGACAAGAAACAAGGCUGAGCUCGAGAUUAUGAAAGAGGAGCUAAAAUCAGUGAAACGCAAGAGAUGGUGUCAGCAUUGCCUAGAGGAAGCGGAAUUCGAUUGCUGCUUCAACGCCUCAUACUGCAGCGAUGAAUGCAAACGUCGCGAUAAACGGCGUCACCAGGGCACUUGCGGCCUCCAAUUAAAAUCCUAAUUCCUAACUGAAA